AUGUCUAACAACCAAGACAACAACAACAACCUCGUCUCCGGCCUCGGCGACACCCUCGGCCAAACCGUCGGCGGCGUCACCAGCACCGCAGGCGGAUUACUAGGCAACGUCGGCAAGACCGUUGGCGACGCAACCUCUGGUCUCGGAAAUACCGUUUCGGGCGCAAGUCAAGGAUUAGGGAAUACUGCUUCCGGGGCUGGGAAGACUGUUGGUGGCGGGAUAAGUAAUGCUACUGGUGGUGGAAGUGGAAGUGGUGAGCAGCAGAUUGGGGGAAAGGAACAGACUGCGGAGAAUCCUUUGGGAUUGUAA
This is a messenger RNA of Talaromyces stipitatus ATCC 10500, 309 nucleotides long. RefSeq lists its product as uncharacterized. Bases 1 to 309 code for a protein of 102 amino acids. The record is from RefSeq and is a predicted model, not a curated record. The transcript has 2 exons. Lineage: Eukaryota; Fungi; Ascomycota; Eurotiomycetes; Eurotiales; Trichocomaceae.